Suncus etruscus (white-toothed pygmy shrew) is the source of this 5704-nucleotide messenger RNA. RefSeq names its product shugoshin 2 (gene SGO2). Gene Ontology annotation, cellular component: chromosome, centromeric region. The record is from RefSeq and is a predicted model, not a curated record. Lineage: Eukaryota; Metazoa; Chordata; Mammalia; Eulipotyphla; Soricidae. The transcript is spliced from 13 exons. Bases 1 to 5469 code for a protein of 1822 amino acids.
AUGGCUUUCAGGAUGCUUAAGUCCAGUAACCACAGCAAACUACUACUGAGUACUCAACCAGAAACUGUUCGGAGAGGCUCCCAGUUAAGGAGGAAAAGACUGAGGGGCCUUCACCCCGGGACCCGCCUCCGAGGCAGCAGGGGUGGCCGCCCCCUCAGGAGAAAGAGGCUCCGAGGCGCGGGCCUGGGCCACCCACAUCCACCUCCAUCCCCGAGUCGGAGGCGGCGGGGGCUCGCCCGCGGUGGGUGCAGAGCAGCGGGGGAGCCAGCCGGUCAGUCCGCGGCGCCCACGGCUCCUCGGGGAGGAAAAGCGCCAAGGGGCGGGGCGGGCGGGGCGGCCCGGGAGAGGCCCCAAGCCUGCGCCUCCUCACGCAGCCUCGGACCGACGCGGCCGGCCAUCUCCCGGGCCUACGACCCCUCGUCCCGCGCCCCACUCCGGGAUCCGGGCCUGAGCGGGCGGUGGGCCACCUGGACUGACCUGUGGCCCUGCCCUGCCCUCGCCACCAGCGCCGGACGACGCGAGGCCCGACGCGGAAGUGAGAAACUUCUCCGCGACUCGUCCCGACCCCAGCGGCGCGGCGCCCCCGUGUGGCCCGGGCGUCGACGAACCGCGUCUCCACGGAGACAGCCCGAAGCUCCGCUCCCGACCCCUCAAACCACACCCUCCGCUGCACGCUCCGCCCCGGAAGCCAAGCCACGCCCUCACAACCCCCCACCCCGGACGCCAAGCCACGCUCCCAUAACAGGUUCCGGACGCCGAGCCACGCCCCCACACCCUGCUCCGGACGCCGAGCCAUGCCCUCCACAGCCCGCCCCGCCCCGGAAGCCAAGCCACGCCCUUACAACCCGCUCCAGACGCCGAGCCACGCCCUCCACAGUCCGCCCCGCCCGGAAGCCAAGCCACGCCUCCAUAACCCGCUCCGGACGCCAAGCCACGCCUUCCACAGCUCACCCCGCCCCGUCCGCCAAGCCACGCUCCCAUAACCCGUUCCAUACACCAUGCCUAUACCUCCACGGCCGCCCCGACCCCAGACGCCAAGCACGCCCUCCACGCACCACGCACCACGCCCCAGAGCCGGACACGCCACGCCCUCAAAAUGUUCCUACGUCAAGCCCUAGACCCGGAUUCUGCACUCUCCGGUCACCAAGCCACGCCUCCCCAACGGGCCCUCCCGUUCUUGACGCCAGGACACGCCCCCGGACGCCCCGCAUAGCAGGAAUUCCUUUACUUAAAGAAAAUCGAGAGGAUUAUUGUAGUGGUGAAAUAUGGGCGCGAGUUGUCGCCGCCGUCGGCGUUGAGCUAGCUGGCCGUGCUGGGACUCGCCUUGCCUUGCGCCUCGUCCCUUUCCACACCCGACCUCCCGACUCGGCGCCCUCCCGGGGCCUUGCGCUCCACCCCCAGCCCCCUCUGCCUCCGCCUUUGCAGUCGCAGCGCCCUAGCCGGGACUGGGACUCUAGUGGUGGCGUGCAGUGGGGUGGAGGGGAUGGGGUGCCAGUUUGGGGGUCCACUUCUCUGCCUCUGGUCGCUUGGAAUUUGGAGCUCGUUGCUUGGGGGCGAAACGUCUGGAGGAAUUUUCUCUUCUGCGGACCGUUCGACUGCUGUCAACUUGAACUCGGUCGCGACCUCUGCGAGCCUCCAGGAUUCUCUGCCACGUUUGAUGGGGUCGCUUACUCGAGCUCCUUCUUUGUUUUGAGGGGAGAACUUGAACUGGAUCUUGAAGUUCACCCUUCCAGUGCUCAAGUGAUAAAAUACCUAAUGAUGGAAGCUGGCUCACUUUUUACCCCAGAAACAAAGAGACGAUAUGUGAGAGACAAAAGAAUGUCAACAACUGCUAAGUUGAAUAUUUCUCUUGCUUCGAAGAUCAAAACAAAAAUAAUAAACAAUUCUUCUAUUUUCAAGAUUUCUUUAAAGCACAACAACAGAGCAUUAGCUCACGCUCUUAGUAAAGAAAAAGAGAAUUCUCGAAGACUUAGAACUGAUAACACGUUAUUGCAAAAAGAAGUGGAAAAAUUGAAUUUUGAGAAUACGUUUCUCCGCCUAAAGCUAAAUAAUUUGAAUAAGAAGCUUAUAGAUAUAGAAGCCCUUAUGAACAAUAACUUGAUAACAGCCAUUGAAAUGAGCACAAUUUCGGAGUUCCAUCAGAGUCCUUUUCUUCUGCCUGCUAGCAAAAAGAAACGAACUAGUAAACAGUGCAAGUUGACACAUCCAUUUGCAAGGGUUCCUUUAACUUCAAAUGAUGAUGAUGAUGAUGAUGUUGAUGAUGAUGAUAAUGAUGAUAAAAAUAAAAUGCAACAGGAAAGCAGUCUUAUUUCAAAACUAUCAUCUGAUGCUUCAUCUUCAGUAUCACCCAAACAAAUUUUGUCAGCACAGCAUAAUUCAGAAUUGUUAUUUCCUAAAAAGUGUAAUCAGAAUAUGGAUGGUUUAGAUGACUCAGAACAUAUUUCUGCUAUUGUUGAUAAAGAAAUCAACAUUCACUUAGACCAGAGUCCCAAGAGUUCUCUUAUAGAUGAGUUGAAAAAUACAAAGUCGAUUGGCCACGAAAAGAAAAAGACAUCUGUUAGCAAUAUAACUACAAGGAAAAAACGUUUAUCCUCUUUGGAAUCAAAUAAUCCUCUGACACACACACCCUAUGUGGAAGAUUUAGAUGAACAACAGAGUUCAAACCUAGAAGUAAAAUGUAAUAAUGAGAUAAACGAUGAUGCCAGUGAAGUUACUGAUAAAAAGCCAAGAAAUAGACAAUGUCUUCUUGAUUCCUCUUCCCAGCCUACAAGUGAACCUGCUACAGAAUCUGUGAGUCAGCUUCAGGUUUCUGAUGACUUUCUGUUGCAGAAAACUGUGUAUGAUGCUGACAUGGAUUUAACUGCCAGCGAAGUAAGUAAAAUUAUUGCAGUUUCUACAGGCACUAAAAAUGCAAGUAAGAACAAACUAAAUGAUUGUAAAAGUAAAAUGUUCAGAAAAGUGAAAUAUUCAAGCCCUGGAAAAAAAAGAGAAAGGUUAAAAAGUAAAUUGAAAAGUGCUGAUGAGAAAAAUGAAAGUGGACUGGAAAAGAAAACAAUUGUUCUGGAUGGCAAAGGGAAUACAGAGGAGACAGGUUUUGUUUCCAUUACUGAACAGCCAGCACAGUUGAGCAUACUGAAGAAAAUACCCCUUCCUAAUGAUUUUGAUCCAGAUGAUAGAGAAAGUACACAGGAUAAUGAAAAGAAGAAAAGAAUACACAUAACAAAUGAGCAAGAAAAAACAUGCUCACUCGUCCAAAAUUCAGACCAAUUCCAACUGGAAAAUAAGGAUGAUAGGAUUAAGAGUUCUGUAGCUUGCAAUAAAAGCAAAGCUUCUAGAAAGACUUUUGUACUCUAUAAGUUUGAAAAGGGUAACCAGUUUCCAAACCAAAAGGAUAAAGAAAUCAUCUCUGAGAAUCUGGAAAUUACAACUGAAUUUCAAACAGUUGAUCUUAGCACCAAAGGCAAUAGAAGUUUAUGUGAUUAUGAGACCCAAAAUGUAUUGAAUUUGAAAAAUCAUACUAAUGAUAACCAGUCUACUCAGCAAAAUGAGUUAACAGUUAAUAAGAAGUUUAGGCACAAAAGAAAUAGGAAGACAGAAAUAAUUUCUGAAAUGUUCCCAAUACAUGUGGAUGAUACUCAAGUUGUUCAUGGUUCAGAAAAAGCUUUCCUCCAAAUGCAAGAGAAUAAAGAAAGCACCUCUGUCAAUUUAGAAGUUCAUUCAACAAGUAAGUGUCAAAGUGCUCUUGUUUCCAUUAGCAAAAAUGGAAAAUGGUGUGACCAUGAAGCCCAGAAUGUGUUAGGUUUGCAAAAGCAGAUCACUGAUAUGUGCCUUGUUCAGCAAAAUAAAUUAAAAGUUAAUAAGUCAAAGCAGAAAAUAAAUCGGAAAACAGAAAUUAUUUCUGAAAUGAUUCAUCAAGAUGGUGACAAAAAUCUAUGUUGCCCAGAAAAGGAUAGUAAUCUUUUGUUGGCAAAGGAUGGAGAAAUCAUUCCUGAAAACCUAAAAGAUCCACUUGAGCUUCAAAUAUCUGUUCUUUCUACCACAAAAAAUAGAAACCACUGUAAAAGCCAAAAUGUUUGGGGAAUUAAAAAACAAAUUCAGGAUCUACAACCUGCAUGUCAAAACAGCUCAAAAAUAGAUGAGAAGCUUAAACAAAACUUGUAUCAAAAGGCAGAAAUUUCAGAAAUCAGUCAAAUAAAUGAGAAUGACAAAAACAUGUAUAAUUCAGAAAAUGCUAACUUAUUUCCUCUAGUUCAGAAAGAUAAAGACAUCAUCCCUAAAAUUCCGGAAGACUUAAAUAAGUUUGAAAAUGAUGCUGCUUUUACCAGUAGGAAUGAGAAUCUCCCUGACUUUGCUGUAAAAAAACACGUAACUGAUAAGACAUCUUCAAAACAAACUAAGCGAAAAACAAAUAAGAAACAAAGUCAGAAAGUAAGUUUGAAAAAAAUUACUUUUGAAAUGAGCCAGGAACAUAACAAUAAUAGUCAAGAUGCACAGAGCCAAGAAAGCUAUACCAAUAAUAUUGAUCUUAAAGUAAAUAAAUCCAAACAAAGACUUGAAUGCCAAGAUGUUAUUAGUGGCUAUGAUAUGGAAAUAAAUAGUAAUGAAAAGGAAAAGUAUCUGAUUUCAAAUUAUUGCAAACAAGAUGAAAGUAAUGGGAAAGAAUCACUAGGAAAAUCCCCAAUCAUUUUGGCAGAUGACAGAAACAAACCCGUUUUGCAGUUAGAAGACUCUUCACAAGCAUUUGCCUCCUUCAAAUCAGGUUUAAGACCUUGUUCUAAAGAAGCAGAUCCUGGUCCUGGAAACCAAACGAAACCACGUAAGAAUCGAAAACGAAGCACUAUGAUUCUGAAUAAAAUCAAUAGUCCCUUUGUGGAAAUGAUAAAUGAAGGAGAGUGUCAAGUACCAAAGCAAAGAAAAACAUCCAAAUCAAGGAAAAGAAAGACCUUAAUAGAUUCUUCUUCUCAGAGCUAUGAAGAGAUGGAGAUGAUAUCUGACACCAUUCAGGGGAUAUCAGUUGACUCCAAUAAGGAAAAAUCCUUGGAAAAUAAGGAAAUUGUCGAAAGAAAGGCAGACUUUUUCACAAAGAUGUUUAAAUCUUUAUCUCAGAUAUAUUCACCUAACAUACAAGAGACUUCUUUUAACAGUGUUCAUGAAGAUUCCAUACCUUUGAGUAUUUCUUCUAGUAAAAAUUUGAUACUAAAGGAAAAUUUGGCCAUGCAGAGCCCAUCAAUUUUUCAAGCAAUUAAUGAGAAGAUGAUACCGACAAAUUUCAAAAUCAACCAGAGAACAAAAAAAUCAGAAGUAGAUGAUAGAACACUACAGGACUUGACAAAUAUAAAUUUUGUUUCAAAUAACUCUGAAAAGCUUGAAAAUAAAUCAGAUCUAUCAUCAGAAAUGCCAAGCCGAAAAAGAAGGUGUGUGCCUCUCAAUUUAAAAGAGCCAAGUCUCAGAAACAAAAUGAGAAGAUGAAGUGAAUUUUGGAUUCUGGUUUUUCUGAAUUUUCUGAAGUCAAACAGGAACAUAAUUAGGUUCAAUAAGAUGAUAUGGGAAAUAAAGAAUGUGAUUUUCUAAUUUUCUUGGAGUAUUUACUUUUACAUUCUUGUUUUUAGAGAACUGUAUAAACAUACCUAUUUUAUAUUAGUAAACUUAAAACUUAAAAUCAUUUGGUUAUCCUUUGUCUUAUCUUUCUGUUUAUCUUAACAGC